Molecule: messenger RNA, 1984 nt
Organism: Galendromus occidentalis (western predatory mite)
Lineage: Eukaryota; Metazoa; Arthropoda; Arachnida; Mesostigmata; Phytoseiidae
Gene: Ubc10
Product: ubiquitin conjugating enzyme 10
Exons: 4
Coding region: 416-880 (154 amino acids)
Source: RefSeq, a predicted model, not a curated record
UUUCCAACGUGCUGCCCGAUUGGGUGACGAACGUGCGAUCGAACUUUUUAUUGGGCAUAAGCCCAGGCAUUGGGGAAGUGCGGCGAACGGUCGUUCAAGCGUUCAAACCUAAUCCGAGCUUUAGUGCAACUGCGGGCUAGCUCGUGUUGUUGGUGUGUGGGAAGUCUUUGGUGCAGCAUCACAGGGGGUCCUACCUACGAGACACACACGGCUCAGCGCAAACGACAUUGCACUCGGAUUGUGCAACGUGAGAACGUGCCCAGCCUCUCACAUCGUUCUACUGUCGACACCGUAUUGGCGGGCCGUUAGAGGCAGUGAAAAUCGAGCCCAUUCGACGUUUUGUCGUUGGAAAACUCCGGAAAAACUUGAGCUGCGGCUCUAGAAAAGAAUCAACGAUACUCAUAUCGCAGCAACCAUGCAGGGCACGCGCCGAUUGCAAAAAGAAUUGACAGAUCUCCAACAGUCUCCCAUGAAAGUGUUCCGAGACAUCCAAGUUGACGAGUCGAACAUUCUUCUGUGGCAAGGGCUCAUCGUUCCUGAGAAUCCCCCGUACAACAAAGGUGCAUUCCGCGUAGAAAUAUCUUUCCCCCCGGAAUAUCCCUUCAAGCCCCCGAAGAUCCUCUUCCGUACGAAGAUCUAUCAUCCGAAUGUCGAUGAACAGGGACGAGUCUGUCUGAGCAUGAUCCUCCCUGAUAAUUGGAAACCAGCGACGCGAACAGAGCAGGUGAUCCACGCCCUCGUCACGCUCGUGAAUGAGCCAGAGCCGGAUCAUCCUUUGCGGAAUGAUUUGGCGGAGGAAUAUUUGCGUGACCGAAAGCGAUUCAUGAAGAACGCCGAAGACUUCACGAAGCGGCACGCGGAAAAACGUCCAAUCGAUUGAACCCCGUCGUUAUGCUCACGCUUCACUCGGAGACUAUUAUAUGAUGAUCUGCUGCUAAGCCAACGACUCAUGACCGAGUCUCCCCCGUGAGCACUAUGAGCAUCAGUGAAGAGCGAUUCUCGGAGUAUAUCAUGGAGACGUCGGAGGGGAGCGUAUGGGGCGUCCGACUCGAUCGAGGGGAGGAACUGUAUACGUUCCCAUGGUGAUUCGCGUCAAUCAGUUAUCGAUGAGGACCGAGCGUGGUUUUGUGCCCUCGAUUUCCGCUAUUGGAAAGCUGAUAUUUUUAUUGGACCUAUUUUUAUUAGACAGUUUCGUCUCCAGCGACUUGCUGGAUGCUCGACGGACAAUCAAGUGAUUCCUCUUCUCACCAAAAGAAAACAUCCCGAGUAAAAAGUGAGCCGGAACGAAAAGAAAAAUCUCUCCCUCUGCGUCUUGUAGGAAUGGGGUCUCCCGAAUAUCGAUCACACGUGUUGAUUUGCGACACCUGAUCAUCCUUUCCUUCUGAGCUUCACGGAUAAGGUUUCAUUGCGACGAGGAAACACUUGGGGUUUCGGAGGAUCUAUAGAGGCUCACGACGGUCGAGGAGAAGGCAGAUCGAGUUGAGCAGACGGCCGUCAAAUCUCAGAUGAGGUGCUGCAUGUCUACUUUAAAGUGGCAGUCUGAGAGUUGUAUCGAAAGUGCGCUUCGAAUCGACAAGAAGAAAAACACUUACUCGCUCGUGGGGUCUUAGGAGAGACGGAAUGAACGCACAUGAGGCUGAUCUACGCUUUCAGAUCGGUAGACUUGUUAGUAGAUCGAACACUUGCACGCGAACGAGAGAGAGCGGGGGAAGAACUUCGAAGAGGUCGUUGAACGUAUCCGAUACGGUAGACAUGGGUCAAGCGCUGUGCCUCGGCUCACGUCAGGGGGGAGAUGGAUGAUUAGGAGAUGAGAAAAUAAAUCAUGAAUCGAGAUAGCUCCACGAGCGAGAUUUCGUUCCGUCGAGCAUGCGCAUGAGGGUAUUUUCGGAGUCCCGGCGUUCGUGCAUCUAGUUUCUGAAUCUUUUCUGACCCAUGGACAGACUAUUUGCAGCUGAUGAAGGAUCAUUGUCCCGGAGUGUGAUGA